GCACACCAGACAUCCAAAAUGGUCUUCAAAACCCUAACCCACCUCCUCACCACCCUCGACGAAAUCACCCAACUCAGCCACGACCUCCUCUCCCAAACCCUCAUCGCCCAAGGUUCCCACGGCGACCACCCCCUCUACGGCACCUACUUCCUGAACCUCGCCACCACGACCCUCCCUCCCGCCGCCGCCGCCCUUGCCAUCUACCAAGCCAUCGAAGGUACCGCCCAGCUGCGCCAACUGAACACCCACCUCGAGACCCUGAACACCACCCUCGCUAGCGACAACGCCCUCCGCGUGGCCUCGGAAUUCCCCACCCUGGUCUACAACAUGCUCCAACAUAAAAUCAAGUCCGAGCCGGAUGAUACCUGGUAUUUGGUGUAUCAUCCGGACACGAUCUGGAGGCAUCAUUUUGAGGAUUUGAUUCUGACCAGGGGGGUGUUGGGGGAGAGGUUUAUUGGGUUGUUUCAGAAUUUGGAUGCGGUGGUGGGGUAUAUGCAGGCGAUGAGGCGGGUGCAGGCGGAGCGGGAUCGGGGGGGUGGGGGAGGGAAGAGGAGGCCGCAUUUUAGGUUGUUAAUUCCGGCGUAUUAUCCGAUUACGGUGGCUACGGCGGUUCAGUUUCCCGAGGAGAUUGCUCCGUUUGAUGUGUAUUGUGAUGUGCACAAUGGGAAGCCGUUGGUGCAGAUGUAUUUGCCGGGGGUGAAGGAGGGGGAGAUUGGGAAUGUGGGGUUGUAUAAGCCGCAGAAGGGGUUUUUUGAACAAUGGUUUGGAUCUGGGAAGGAGGAUGUCCCGAGAGUGUUGGGGAUCGUUGCUGCGAAGAACGAUGAAGAGGGCGGAAAGAUGAAUGAGAAAGGCAUCGAAAACGGGGUGGAGUACAAAGCCCAUUCUCAAGAACAGGCAUUACCAGCAGAAGCCUUCGAACUCAGUGGAGAAGAGUAUAUCUACGAAGACGCAGACGAUCUGGAUCGAGCCUCCACGGUAGCGUCGGCCGGAGAAACAGACCCGAAACGCCAUUCGCAUCGUCGCCGGAGUGGUCGACACAGUACAUCACAGAGCGGGUCGUUUGCGGGCAGCGAUUUCUACUCGGUAUAUUCAUGGACAUCGAGCCAAAGCUCCCAUGGGUCGCGCCGGAGACGCCGACGGCGACAUACCAGUCAGAAUGGGUCGAGUACUUGAUACCCAAGGUGAGACAACAAAGGGCUAUCUGCUACGAUAGCACUCCGCUGAGCAUCCGCCCGAAAACCGGCAACUGGCCAACUUUGGGACGGCGAUUGACACUGAACAUCUCGG
This is a messenger RNA of Aspergillus ibericus CBS 121593, 1287 nucleotides long. RefSeq lists its product as uncharacterized. The transcript has 2 exons. The record is from RefSeq and is a predicted model, not a curated record. Lineage: Eukaryota; Fungi; Ascomycota; Eurotiomycetes; Eurotiales; Aspergillaceae. Bases 19 to 1173 code for a protein of 384 amino acids.